GGAGAGAGACACCGAGUAAGUGAGGGAGGGGGAUUAUAGGGAGGAAAAGGCGUUUCCAUUCUCAAACCGGCGAGACAGUCAGUAUAACACACGGGCACGACCGACAGACCGAGCGGAGAUAACCGAAAUAAAUCACAUCGGUUUAUAACCACAGUGAAUAUAAUCACAUCGAGAUCUGCUGAUGUUUUCACUCUGAACUGAACUGAAAGCGUGAAGCGGACCUCAGCCGUCAUCACACCCGGGAACACAACACAACAUCAUCACCAUCAUCAUCAUCAUAAAAUAUGUCGGAGUACAGCUCACUGUUGAGUGACCUGUCUGACAACAUCACUAAUGAAGACCUGGAGCAGCUGAAAUCAGCCUGUAAAGAGGACAUCUCUGAAGAUCAGAGCAACUCCAUCACCUCCUCCAGAGACUGGUUCACCUACCUAGAGAAAAAUGACAAACUGACACAAGAUGACUUAACUUACAUCGAGCACAUCUUUGAGAUCUCAAGGCGACCUGACCUUCUGACCCGGGUCAUUGAGUACCGCACGACCGUGCUGAAGAUCUCUGAAGACGAUGAGAUUGACACCAAACUUACACGCAUCCCCUCUGCCAAGAAAUACAAGGAUAUCAUUCGCCAGCCGUCAGAAGAUGAGAUCAUCAAACUGGCCCCUCCGCCGAAAAAAGCAUGAGGUUAAAGUUUAAGUCUUCUGCUCCCUGGCACUUCAUCAUGCCCGUCGUCAUCACUAAACCACACCCACUGCCGCGCCCACUCCAUCACCCACAGUGCAGAAGCCAAGCAGCCAAUCAGAUUGCCAAGAUGCUUUACAGCUACAUGCCCAAGCCACGGAGGCACACAAAUUAUGGAAAUUUAGGAUGAAAAAGAAGCCAUGGACAAAAAGACAAAAGUACAGUUGCAUUUGUUAAGUGAAGGGGUCCAUGUUGUAUGUAUGUGUGUGUUGAAUGAAAACAUUGUGUUUAUUCACGCUUGUUUGAGAGAGAGAGAGAGAGAGAGAGAGAGAGAGAGAGACAGAGAGAGAGAUUUGAUUUAAAGAAGUUGGUCAGACCAACCUGAUAAGAAGUUUGUCGUUUCUUGACGUGCCACCGGGCUAAAUGGUGUGAAUCUAGAAGAGAUAACGCAUUUAGAUGCUCCUUAAGCCACACUGACUAUAUAGCUAGUAAUGUGGGUAGACCUGAGGUCAGUACAUUCCCUUUAAAAAGGAAAAAAAACUAAAAGAGUCAAUAACUGUUUGAAUUUUGAAUUAAUCUUUGAAUUUGUGCGAUUGCCACAUAGAAAGCCAAUAUUUGCCUUCUUUAGAUAUCUAAUGCAUUAUUUCAGGGUAUGCAAUUACCUACAUACAGUAGAUAAAUUCAUAUUGCUUUUUAUAUUUCUGUAUUUCCUAAUCAAAGAAAAGAUAGUUUAUUAUAUUCAGGAUCAAUCUUAGACAAAUAUCAUUAUAAAUGAAGGUUGUUAUAGAUGUCUGUCUCGAGGGUAAAAUUAGGCGAUACCUCCUACAUCAUAAAUCAGUAUAGCAAAAAUAUCCACAGACGAAAUUAGCUAAAAAUGCAAAAGUAUGUUUAUAAUAACUUUCUAGCUCCAUGACUGCAGUAUUUGCAUUAGUAAAUAGAAGGCAUAUAUUUUUUACUAAAACUGUGAAUUAUUUCAAUGUCUCAGAAUGCCAUUAUGUGAAACAUUAGGACGCUGUUUUCAGUCUAUAGAGAGGACGCAAAACUACGAAUGAAAUAAAAAUAUAUUUAAAAUAGGUUAAACAUAUAAAUGUACAUCUACAGAACUCUACAUGGCCAAAAAUCUGUAUGCAUCUCUGAUUGCUAACGUAUAUCAGAGAUCCAAACAGUGCAUCAUUUAUACCCUUUUUUUCUGUUUGUACCUUUGUUCCUUUAUCGUAAAAGUGUAUUUUAAUAAGCAAGUAAAGGAUAUAAACAUCCAUCUUCAUCCAUUUUAACACAGCAGGAUCAUGCUGUGGUUAUAAAUAUGAAUAUUAAUGACUGUUUGAACUCGAAAUGUGCUUGAUCACUGUGCGUCACAUAGCUCAGCCUUAGACUGUUGUUUUCACUUUAUAAAUGCGACCGCAUUUCCACCUGCGCAUGAGAGCAGCAUGCAUCAUUCAGUUACUGUAUCGUCUGUGACUCCAAAUGAUGUUUUGUUAGUUUGAUGAAGAGAUGCGGACGGGCACCGUUACUUUAAUCCCUUACUGCUCACUUUGAAAUGAAAGUGUGUAACAUUUAGAAAAGCUCACUGUUGCCGUUUUUAAAUGUAGAGAUCAGAGGAGUAAAAUCGUCUUGCAACAUCUAAAAGAUAAUGUUGCCACCUUAAAUAAAUCCCCAAAUUAAACAUACUUAACCUCAAGUCAUUGCAAAACUGUUUGAGUAUAUCAGUGAAAGUGAAUGGGGACUAGAGAUGUAAAUCACACACACUACUACUACUACUCUCAUAUUUCUGUGAAGCUCCUUUGCUAUAGAAAUUAAGAUGAAUGUUGUUCUUCACACAAGGCCGCAGGUCAUCAUUCACUUUCAUUGUAUACUGUUAAACUUUUAUCUCUUGUAAUGAUGUGAGGCUGAGUAAAUGAUGAAUUCUGAAACUUAUUUUAACACUUCUCAAAGCAUUUCAAUCCAGAUAUUCACUGUACAAAAAGUCAGAAAAGAUCCCCUCACUUUGAAAACAGAUUGUACAUUAUAUUUAUUCUAGAGCGGUUUUGUUUUUAUGUGUUGUUGUAUUGAUGUUUCUCGAUUGUGUAUAGUUAUCAUCUUGUGAAUUUUGCUGUGUGUGACAUUGUGACUGUGGUAAUGUUCCUGAGGUAGUUUGUCUCCCUGGACACGUGUGGCCAAAACUCUUUAAAAUCGCUCUCAUAAGAUAAACCAUCACCAGUCUUUUCUUUAUAUACGUUCGGUCGAUUUGAUCAGUGAUGUUAUGGUUGUUUAUGUUUGUUAUUAUCUUGUGUUUAUCAGGAAUUCAGCACCUGAAUCCUCUGCUAUAGGUCAGCUCUCUAUAUGCUAUAGCUCAGUGCUUCCAAAUCCUGGUCCUCGAGUACCCACUUCCAGAAAGUCUCCUUAUUUAAAACCCUUAUCACCCUCUUUCCAAAAUGGUAAACAUGUCUCACUAACAAGUUGAUGAGUUAAAUCAGAUGUGUUAAAUAAGGAGACAUCCAAAACAUUCUGGGAGGGGGUCCUCAAGGCCAAGAUUAGGAAACAGUGCUAUAGCUAGUUUUCCGUACAACUUCCCCAAAUCAGAAACUAAGGGCUUGGAAUGUCCUCGUAUCACUUACGAUGGUUAUUGUUUCAGCAGGUGCUCAUAUAGUUUUGUCUGUAUUAGUGGGCUGUUUUAAGCACUGUGCUUUGCGUUUACAGUAAUUUCAUUGGGUGGUCUUAUGAAAUCCAUCCCCCGGAGCAUUCAAGAAGCCAUAUGGCAUACUUAGUCACCCAUAAUAAUAUGAAUUUUCUCAUCUACAAGGAAAUACGAAGCUUUUUUCUCUUUACAAUGUCUUUCCUCUAUGCAGAGAAUAUUUGGCACUGUGCAUGCAUGUGUGUCGCCUCUUUCGCUUGGAGACACAUUUUGUCAUUAUUAACCACUAUGUGCAAUCCUCCACACUAUUCUGUGUUCGGCCAAACAAAAUGGUGUGAAGACAUAUAAUCUGUCAUUUGAUUGUCAAAUUGGAUGUCACGGUAUUAAAAAACAUAUCAGCCUUGAUGAUGCUGCAAAAGCAAGAAAAUGCUCAAGAUUCAUCAUUAUUGGCAUAACAGGAACACCGAAUCUCUAGUGUUUUAUUUAGUCUUAGUUUAAAUACGAGCAGAAAAGCACUGCGAUCUAAUGAAAACUGAAGAUAAACAAAACAUUAAAUCAUGAAAACUGUUAAGAAAUGUCUGGGUCACAUUUCACCCCAACACCAAGAGAAAACACGAAAUUAAGUUUUGCAUAUAGAACAGAAGCACGUUUCGGAUUUUUGACGUCACGGUUAAAUUCUUAUGUGAUGUGAAAUGAAUUAACGUCACGGUUAAAACCUAAUGUAAUGUGAAAUUAAUAAUUUUUUGGUUCACGGGGUAAGAAUGACGUUUAAAGACAUUACAGAUGUGUGGUAAUGCAGGCGUAACUUUCUACGCAAAAUGUUUUCUUUCGACUGGGGUGAAAUGUGACCUGCGCAUUUCCAUGUGAGAAUAAUUUGUUGUUAAUGCAUUAAAAAGUUUGUUCUGUACUUAAGUUGUACAUAUAAAGUAUAUUGUGGAUUUAUACGAGCGUGUUUUAUUAUGAAUUAAUUUAUUCAAUGCAACUGUAUGUUGUUUUGGUGUAUUGAAGUAUGUUUACUAACUGGAUACGGGGAACACAUCUAAUAUUUUAAACGUGCUCAUUGUAAUGUAAGACAAGAGGCUCAAGAUUUUUUUAUUUUUACUUUUGAUAACAUCAUAAUUUCCAUGUCAUUUCUUUUUCUUUUUACAUUUCAAUGAUUCAGAUGCUUGUUCUCUUAGUAAUAAUACGGCCGUUCUAAACGUGUUGUUAAAGCCUUGUCAUGUUGUGAAACGUUUGCAUCGUAAAUGCAACAAAACCUUUAAAGAUCACUCAUUUUUGUAUUGCAAGUUCCCAUCAGGUUGUAACAAUGAGGAGGGCAGUUUUGCAUAAAGAUUAUAUCACAAAACAUUGGUUGAUGUUUGACACAGGGAUUAUAAGAUUGAUUGUAAAUGGUCGUUCACAUUAUGACGAUAACUAUAAUGAUAACAUUAGCGUCCACACCACCGGAUGAUAACUUUAUGCUACUCGUGCAAAUCAUGGCAUUAACUAAUACUGCAUAUUUCCUUUAAUAAAAAAUAGAUCAGAAAGUGAUCCCAAAUUAUAUUGUUCAUUGUAUCGUUAUAGUUCCCUUUAAAAUAAAAUUAUUUUAAAAACUUUUUUUUACAGUUAUCGUUAAAAUGUGAAUGGCCAGAAUUAUGAUGGUGUUAAAAUAUGGUUUGGUGUGAAGAUUGAAUGGAUUGUAGUAUAGCGGGUUAGUAAAUCUAAUGAUAUCUGAUAUAUAAACCACAAAAAUAAUACAGAGAAAAAUUAUUACUGUAAUUAUAUGGUAAGGAAAAUUAUCUUUAAGGACACCAUUUAUUUUUGAAGUGCAGCAAAUUCUGCCAUAACUUACAGCUGUAAUUUGCAAAUUAAAUAUUUUUGUUAUUUUACAGUAAUGAAAAUGUGAUUUCUUCGUAUUACAGUAGGUUACUGUUGUUUUUAGCGUGUUAGGACCCUAAUGUCACAAUGCCAAAAAUAUUUGUCUAAAAAAGUUGGUUUUAGAGUGAAAAUGGAUUACCAGGACAGUAUCGGUUUAUAUGUAAAAGAUGUUAUUUCUUAUCCAGAUAUUUAAGUGGAAAUAUUAAUGUAAAGAAAGGAAUAUGACGAUAAAUUAAACAUUAUAGUUCCCACUGAAACGGACAGAUCAUUUAAUAAUGAACAUAUUUAAUGACGCAAACAUGCAUGAGAUUCAGAUGGAUGUGUUACAGUGUGUGUUGUGUACAGUAGAGAGCUGCAGUUUGGUUGUGUGUUGUAGGUUCUUCUGGAAAGGCAGUUGUGUGGUGACAUUGAUGAUCUGGAUUUGGGUAAAUUAGUUUUAGACAGAAGGAUUUGUUUUGUGAUUUAUAUUCUUUAUAGUCAUAGAUGUCAACUGGAUUUACACAAACAGUUAAAUUAAUUAACAGAAAUAAAACAUCAUUGGUUGGGGUAGCACCGUGCUUAUUUAUUGACUUUUUUUUUAACUACAUGAACUUCUCUUAAUUCAAACUACACUUUGUCAUAUUCUGCUUUGCGGAUUGUUCCUGUUGAUAAAACCUCUGUGUUAUUUUUCCUCUUUGAUCCUGUCAGCGUUUCUUCAGUAUUGUUUUUCUCUCUUUCGUCUUAUGUUGUAAUGAAAGCUACAAAAGCUCAAUAUGGAAAAUGUUUGUUAAAUAUUACAUGCAGUGUGGCUUCUCUCUCGGAGUACAUUAGGCUGAACAGAAAUGAUGCCAUUUUGUCAUUGUGCUUAAAUAUAUAAAUAUUAUAUUGUAUAUUAAAAUAUAUUUGCUAACCUAUGAA
Messenger RNA from Paramisgurnus dabryanus, 6040 nucleotides. RefSeq names its product proliferation and apoptosis adaptor protein 15 (gene pea15). Lineage: Eukaryota; Metazoa; Chordata; Actinopteri; Cypriniformes; Cobitidae. The record is from RefSeq and is a predicted model, not a curated record. Gene Ontology annotation, molecular function: protein binding. Gene Ontology annotation, biological process: MAPK cascade; regulation of apoptotic process.